CCUUACGUUGGGAUUAUUUUUGUAAGGCGUUAACUUGCCGUAUAUUUAAAUGAAACACCCUGGGACCCGUGUCAUGCCGUCCUGGUCGCUGCUGUUAUGUCUCCUCUAUCUGUCAUGUAUCUUCCCCCGGAACCACGGCGACACCGGACCGGAAGAAGAACACUGCACCGGAAGGACCAAGUAUAACAUCAAAGAAAACGCCAGGUUUCUACUGUAUGACGUCAAUCCCGGUGAGGGUUUCAACCUGAGAAGGGACGUAUACAUGAGGGUGGCCAACCUGGUGCACCACCUGAAUGAGCGCGAGCCCUGGGUCCUCGUACUCCCACCAUGGGUCAGGAUGUGGCACUGGAAGUCACGUGACGUCGAUCAGGACCGACUGAAAUGGUCCGAGUUCUUUGACGUGGGCAGCCUCGGUAAACACGUGCCCGUGAUUGAACUGGGGGACUAUAUCAAAAAACGAGCACCAAUCAUAGACGAGGUAUACCAUCUACAGGGCGUGGUAGACGUCACAGACUGGGACACCAUCAUGAUUGACAGGUGUCAAAGGGAUACCAGAUUUCAACAGGAUGCGCAAGGAAAAUGGCGUCACUGGUAUUUUGGAAUCGAGGAGAUUUAUGCAGAAAAAUUCAAUUGUCUCUCCUUCUUUGGGCAACUAAGUCUUAUGGCAACAUUCCUUGCAGAGAACACAACGGGAAAGUUGAUAUUUCUACCUCGGGCCGAGAACCUGCUGCAUGGCGAGUAUGGCGAACACAGCUCUCUAUUCUGGAAGGCACGGAGAAGCAUGAUGUACGCCAAACCUCUGCGUGACGCUGGCGACAGAUUCCGCAGGGAACACCUCGGGUCUGAUGACGUCACAGACAACACUGUACUGAGAGACUGGACAACCGUCAAGAGCCAGCCUCGACAGGCGGUAGGGGGCGCCUACAUCGCUGUCCAUCUACGACGGGGCGACCAUCUACACGUUAGGGGGAGAGAACUCCCAAGCAUCAAAGAAGCUGCUAAACACGUGAAGAAACUCCUGAAGAAGUUGGCAUUAGAUAAAGUGUUUGUUGCUACCGACGGGACUGAGGAAGAAUACCAAGAGUUCAGGAACUAUCUAAAGAAGCACCAAGUUCAUCAGUUUCAGCCAACACGACAAGAAGUUGGUAUCUACAAAGAUGGCGGCGUGGCCAUUAUCGACCAAUGGAUCGCUUGCCACGCUAGGUACUUCAUAGGAAGUUCUGGAUCAACUGUCUCUUUCCGAAUUCGAGAAGACCGCGAGAUCCUGGGAUUUGAACAGUCAACCACAUUCAAUAGAUUCUGCGGUGACGAGGAAUCGGACUGUGAACAGCCAGCCCACUGGACCAUUGUCUACUGAUCCAACAGCAGAGGGAUAAUGUUGGAGUGCAGUUCAUUGUACUCCGCAUGCAUGGAUGAAGGUUUAACCAGUGCACAACAAAUUAAUGGCGGCAAUGGAUAACAACGAAUCUCCUCACCAACAAUUGAUGUCGGAAAACACAUUUAGAUACAUGCAUCUGAUAAAAUCAUUUUUCUUAUUUUGGGAACACAAUCAGUAUCGAUUAUCAGGAGUUUUACAAAUUCAGUAAUUAGGCAACAAACUACGGACUUGCCCAAAGAUUGCGCGAUAAACAGAACUGCGGACUAAUCUACAGAUAUUUAUUGCACCGUUAUUUGAAGUCUAUGGGAAUGCAGAGAUUCGUUCCUUUUUAGAACACAGAUAAUGUUUUGCUUUUGAUAUUGCUAUAUGUGCAAGAGAAUAUGCUUUUAGAGACAUAAAAGUCAAGUGCUCCAAACUCUGAAUCACCGAUUAAUGGCAUUAAUGGUUUACAUUUUGGCCAAACUCGAGAGAGACACACGACAUGGUAAUAACUUGCAUGUUUGCUGCGUCCGUCAGCGUAUCGAUUUUUUUUAGCACCGUUCGCCAUUUAUUCUUAAUAAAAGCAUUAAUUUGUGAGUGCAUAAUGUUACGGUAGCCUCAAGAUGCGAUCCUAAACUCUUUUCUUCCAACUCUGCCAAACAUGCGUUUAUACUGAAAAUCCCCUUGUUCUACAAUAGCUGUGCAGUAAUUAAAUCACAUAAAUUAGUUGCUUUUUAAAUUCUAUUUACAAAUGAAUUUGAUAUUUAUGUUGAUUGAUAAAGUUCAGUGUUUUGAAAAUGUAACAUUAAUUUUAUUGAUCGUUUUUAUACAAUAUGAAGUACAUGUAUGAAAUGUGACACGGAGCAUAAUAUUAUGCUAUUGUUAUGAUUACCCCCAACCCCCAUUCCCUCAAAAAAUAACAACAACAGUUGGAAGUAUUUCUGAAUUCAUUUGGUUCUUGUCAUGUAGAUGUUGAUUUUCCGAUGAGUACAAAAUGAAAAAAAAUAAGAAUUACUUGACCGCAUUUGAAGGUUAUUGUUAAGGAAGGAAUUAUUUUCUUUACACAUAAAGUAAAUAUAUAUUUUU
Molecule: messenger RNA, 2443 nt
Organism: Magallana angulata
Lineage: Eukaryota; Metazoa; Mollusca; Bivalvia; Ostreida; Ostreidae
Product: GDP-fucose protein O-fucosyltransferase 2-like
Exons: 9
Coding region: 50-1357 (435 amino acids)
Biological process (GO): protein O-linked glycosylation via fucose
Molecular function (GO): peptide-O-fucosyltransferase activity
Source: RefSeq, a predicted model, not a curated record